CUGGAAGGCAGCAGCUUCCCUCCCCUCCCCUGUCCUCCCAUCCCCUCCCCUCUCCUCUCCUCUCCUCCCCUCCCCUCCUCCCCCCUCCAGCCGCCUCUCCCCGCGCCCCGGCCGGCCGCGGGUCCUCAGAGUGCCUCCUGGCGCACGCUGCGCUCCGCCGGCUGGAUCAUGGAGGAGUUGGCCAGAGAGAGCAUCAGCCUGCUGGCGUCAGCCUCCGCCAAGCCGCCGCUGGACGCCGGGCCCCGGCUGGGCUCCACGGGGGCCGUCUUCAUCAUGCUGAAGUCCGCCCUGGGCGCCGGGCUGCUCAACUUCCCCUGGGCCUUCGAGAGAGCCGGGGGCGUGCGCAGCGCCGUGACCGUGGAGCUGAUCUCGCUGGUCUUCCUGGUCAGCGGCCUGAUCAUCCUGGGCUACUCGUCCUCCAUCAGUGGCGGGGCCACCUACCAGGCGGUGGUCAGGCAGCUGUGCGGGCCGGCCAUCGGCCAGCUGUGCGAGCUCUGCUUCGUCUUCAACCUCUUCAUGAUCUCCGUGGCCUUCCUGGUGGUGGUGGACGACCAGCUGGACAAGCGUGAGUCCCGGGGUGGCCCGCCCUGGCCCCCAGAGGCCGGAGCCAGCCCAGGUCAGGUCCCGCAGACGUCUGUAGGGACGCUGCUGACCAGUCAGCCUCCACCUGGAGCGUCCCAGUGCUGCUAG
Molecule: messenger RNA, 690 nt
Organism: Menidia menidia (Atlantic silverside)
Lineage: Eukaryota; Metazoa; Chordata; Actinopteri; Atheriniformes; Atherinopsidae
Source: the annotation of a GenBank genome assembly